AUGUCAGCAGUCGCUACGCCCAUAUCGCCGGCGCGCUUCGCCGAGGCGCUGCGGGACCUGUCGCUCUCGUCGCUGCACCUCAAGGUGCUGGAGCUGCGCAUGAGCAUCGCGCAGCUGGACUACUCGAACGAGCAGCUGCGGCCGUACGCGCUGGGGGAAGCCGCGCCGAUUUCCACCACAGACUCUUCUACGGAUCAGCAGCAGCAGCAGCAACCAGACCCAGACUGUGUGGAGGCGAUCCGCGAGAACGAGGAGGUGAUUGUGCGGAUGCAGGGGCGCAUCGGCCUGGUGCGGGCCGAGGUCGAGCGGCGUGGCAUCAGCUGGACCGAGUUCCAGAGCAAGGAGGAGGCCGACGCAGACGCGGCGAGAGCAUCAGUAGUCAACGGGGUCAACGGAUCAGGACAUCACGACAACGACGCAUCUGCAUCUGCAUCGGUAGUGGUAGACGAGGCCGUCCCCGAGCAGCACGCAGCCUGGCGCGACGGGACGUUCCAGACGGGCGUGAUUCGCGGGGGGCAGGUGGUGUCUGGCGCGGGCAACUCCGUCUCCGGUUCUAUCUCCGUCUCCGGUUCUAUCUCCGUCUCCGGUUCCAGUUCCGGCUCCAGACCCGGUCACAGUGGUGGGUCUCUGUCGGACGAGGAGCUGCGGCGGAGAAUCGAAGCCCAGCUACGCCUAUCAACAAAUGGCGUGAAUGGAAACGACCACCAGGACGAUGGGGAAGACGGAGGCUUGCACCUGUGA
This is a messenger RNA of Lasiosphaeria miniovina, 741 nucleotides long. RefSeq lists its product as uncharacterized. Gene Ontology annotation, biological process: proteasome regulatory particle assembly. The transcript has a single exon. The coding region runs from base 1 to 741 and encodes 246 amino acids. The record is from RefSeq and is a predicted model, not a curated record. Gene Ontology annotation, molecular function: protein-macromolecule adaptor activity. NCBI's taxonomy places the organism in Eukaryota, Fungi, Ascomycota, Sordariomycetes, Sordariales, Lasiosphaeriaceae.